AAUUGAAUCACACAUUUGACAUUGACAGAAUCAAAAUUCGGAUGAAACUGGGAAUAAUGCGUUAAAUUGAGAAGAAACUGGUUUAGAUUGGAAAUUGGAAAUUUAGUUGUGUAAUUCCCUCACGUGGAGGAGAUGAAGUUGCUCAAGCCGCCCUGGGUCAACCACGAUGGAAAGCCCAUCUUCGGGAUUGACAUUCAUCCAGAUGGCACCAGAUUCGCUACAGGAGGGCAAGGUGAUGAUUCAGGACGGGUCAUCAUUUGGAACAUGGCUCCUGUCAUUAAUGAGAAGGAUGAGCAGGACGAGAAUGUUCCGAAGCUGCUAUGUCAGAUGGACAAUCAUCUUGCCUGUGUGAACUGUGUGCGUUGGUCUAACAACGGUCACUACCUAGCCUCUGGAGGAGACGACCGUCUUCUCAUGAUCUGGAAAAUGAUGGGGACUGGAACAUCGGCUGUGUUUGGUUCUAGCGUGAGUAACGUAGAGCAGUGGAAGUGUUCACAUGUACUCAGACAUCACACAGGGGAUGUAUUAGAUGUUGCUUGGUCUCCUUCUGACCUGUGGUUAGCCUCCUGUAGUAUUGAUAAUACCGUCAUUAUCUGGAAUGCUGUCAAGUUCCCUGAAAUGAUAACGGUGUUAAAAGGUCAUUCUGGUCUAGUGAAAGGAGUCUCAUGGGACCCCAUUGGAAAAUAUGUUGCAUCUCAGUCUGAUGACAAGAGUGUAAGGAUUUGGAGGACGUCAGACUGGAAGGAAGAAACUGCAGUAUUCAAACCAUUCACCGAGUGCGGUGGUACAACCCAUGUGCUACGUCUGUGUUGGUCACCCGAUGGUUUCUACCUUGUAUCCGCCCAUGCCAUGAAUAACCGUGGACCCACUGCUCAGAUCAUAGAGAGGGAAGGCUGGGAACCUACCAUGGACUUUGUAGGGCAUCGCAAGGCAGUCACAUGUGUGCGAUUCCACAACAGUAUCUUCACCAAACCGUCCAAGAAGAGUACCAUUAAGGCUCAUAAUUACAGUAUCUGUGCUAUUGGUAGCAGAGAUAGAGCCAUAUCUAUAUGGAUGACGUCACUAAAGCGCCCCUUAGUUGUCAUCCACGAUCUGUUCUCCAAUUCUGUCAUGGAUGUUUCAUGGAGUCUAUCUGGAGGAGAUCUCCUGGCUUGUUCCUGGGACGGCACCGUGUCCUACUGUCAGUUUGAUAUGGAAGAGAUAGGACGGCAACUCACUCUUGAAGAAAGGAACAAGAUCCACGAGGGUCUGUAUGGAAAGCGUGUGUUGUCCAAGAGCCUUGCGUCCAACACCAUCAUCGAGAAUCCUGCCAUGCUACAGCUGAUGCAGCAGCAGCAGAAGCAGAAAGAAGAGGAACAGGAGACUGCCAAACAGAUGGUGGUCUCCGCCCCUACCAAGAGGAAUCUUCCAGCUAACAGCGUGAUGGAGGGGCAGCCGAUUGAUGUAAAGAGAAGGCAGAUAGAGACGAGAACCAAGGAUGGAAGAAGAAGAAUAACGCCAAUCUUCAUUGCUCCUCAACAAUGCCCAGUGGGUCCACCUGCUCCGUUCACAGUGACCUCAAACUCUGCCUUCACAGUAACAGUGAGCGGAACCAAGGAUGAGUCUAGCACAGCUUUCAAGGAGAACAGCGACAAGACCCAGACUAUCAAACAAGAGGCUCUAGAGAAGGACCAGGAACAGAUGGAAAGUACAGGGACAGACAAAAAGGCACCAUCUGCACUAGACUCUAGGUUUACAGAGAGAGCCAAAACCCCAGCAACAACUCCUACAACUGCCAGAACCGAUGUCUCCUCAAGCUUCUCAAAAGAGAUGCAGUUCACAACGCCGGUAACUGUCCACGUUCCGCGAAGGAAAGAGGCAGAACCAACCCCAGCUCAGGGCCUUAUUCCCAGCACUGCUGCAUCUACAGCAGCCCCAGCCUCCGCUCCACCGGUGGUCAAACGAAGCAGAGGAAGGCCCCCUGGGUCAGGGAGAGCAGCUGUGCUGGCUGCGGCAGCUGCGUCAGCUGCUGCCGCCGCCGCUGCAGCUCGGGCUACACCCCCUGGUCCACAGGGUGCACCUGAGAGGGACACAUCCCGAUUGACCGGCAGACGAAGCUUACAGCUACCCACACCGUCAGCCAAUAAGACCAUCAGUACUCAGGUCAUAGGCAAGCAGGCUGCUGGAGAGGGCAAGGUCACCAUAGAGGUCGAUAAUGAGGUCACCGCUGGCAGGCUGACCAUUCAGAAGCUUCGAUGCAUCAAAUCUGGUCAAACUGUUUGGGAGACCAUCCUAACCUGCAAGGCUCUUUCACUGGUUGCUAACAGUAAUUUCAUCUGUGUCAACUGUGAAGACAAGACCUUAGGUGUGUAUUCACCCUCAGGACGUCGUCUGCUGCCCUCGUUAGUCCUCCCAUCCGUCGGUAGCAGUAUUAAAAUCAAAGGGUACCACAUAAUGGCUAUUAGUACCUGUGGCAAGCUGUUUGUAUGGGAUGUAAGGAAACAGCAAGCAGUGGUGAACAAAGUUUCUCUGGAGACUAUUAUAGAGCCGGGUAUCUCUAUCUCCAAGUCGUUACUGACGGACCAAGGUGUACCUGUGAUUGGUCUGUCGAAUGGAAAGUCUUUUAUGUAUAGCAACCCAAUGUGCUGCUGGUUAUUAAUUGAUCAUAAGGAGGAUAUAUUAAGAUUGACAUCAGACCAUCAGCCAUGUCAACCAGCUCAAACUCCAUCUCAUUCAGGAGGUCCUCUCUCACAUGUACAGGGUGCACAACAAAGACUUAGCAGCCAGACGAGAAGUAUGUUCCCUGGCAACCAUAACCUCCAGCAAGCCGCCACCCUGACUCACCUCGAGAAUCAAGUAUCUGCUGCCCUCGCUCUCCAGUCUGCCAAGGAGUAUCGCUUCUGGGUUCUCACCUAUGCUAGGUAUCUUGUACAGGAAGAGGGUGAAGGUAGACUGAGGGAGCUGUGUAAUGAUCUCCUUGGACCAUUCUAUCAAGGAGACCAGGAGGAAGGAGGUUGGCAGUCAAGCAUUCUGGGUAUCUCCAAGCGAGGGCUUCUGAGGGACAUCCUUCCUAUCCUAGGGUCUAACCUCAAGCUUCAGAGACUCUACUCCGAGUACGAAGACCAGCUAGAGAUGGCCCCUAGGUGAUAGUAGAGGGCGCCUGUCAUCAUGCAGUGAUCCCGAGAUCAGGUUCCUGUUUCAUAAAACUAGAUUUCAAUAACAAGUUACAAGCUACUAUUAUAAGCUACUGAAAUCAUGGCAUCUGAUUGGCUGAGAGCAAAUUUGUCAUAGAAAUUUAGCAUUUGUUAUAGAUAACAAGUUUUAUGAAACGGGUCCCAGACUCGAACUCUGUAACUAUUGGAUAUGCAUCAAAGUCAUAGACAGCCAAUUGUUUGGAUUGUAUGAUGUAUAUACAAUGUACAUGUUAUAGAUUGUAGACUGUUGCAUACCACUGUGUGUUCCAUUAGUGAACCGAAGCGAGUAAAGGGUUAAAGGCAUAGGAAACGCAUUGACACACACAUACAUCCAUACACCCCCACUCCUAAGUUAUUUUGUAAGGGUGUGUGUGUGUGUGGAAAGGAAAGAAUUGUUGGCUGCUCUCACUAUGAACAUGACUGACAAAGAAAGCGGACAAAAUAUACAAUUCCUCAGGUAGACAAGGGA
This is a messenger RNA of Strongylocentrotus purpuratus (purple sea urchin), 3642 nucleotides long. RefSeq names its product protein HIRA (gene hira). Gene Ontology annotation, cellular component: nucleus; HIR complex. The transcript has 27 exons. Gene Ontology annotation, biological process: DNA-templated transcription; regulation of DNA-templated transcription; chromatin remodeling. Gene Ontology annotation, molecular function: protein binding; nucleosome binding. The record is from RefSeq and is a predicted model, not a curated record. The coding region runs from base 133 to 3126 and encodes 997 amino acids. Lineage: Eukaryota; Metazoa; Echinodermata; Echinoidea; Camarodonta; Strongylocentrotidae.